GUUGAGAGAAAGGUUUAGUUGAAAAUAUUUAUUUUUCUUUUUUCGAAACAAAAGCGACACAAUUUAGUGCAAAGGGUGCGUGUCACUGUUCACGAGACAAAGUUUGACAGGGAGUAGUUCGGAAAAGGGUUGGCUAAUUAUAAUACGGAACUGAACCGCCCCCAUAUCGCUCGGCUUUUACUUGGUGAACAACAUUCAGUUCACAGGAAGAGAUAGGAAGCACGUUGCUAGUUGGAUUGAAAUAAAUCCUGAUAUUACCCCCUAAAGUGUAUUUGUUUGGGCCAGAAAAUAGCCAGGAGAUGAUUUUGAAGCCGAUGUAUCUGAUUGGGCUGUCAGAUUUCUUGAUUUAAGUUGAAAAGCACAGCUAUAUUGUUAUGCUAGCGCUCUGAGUUGGACUGAAAUGGCCUCGGUGCCGAAUCCUGCAGUUUUUCUCACUUCUGUUAUGGAGGAAUUAAGCGGCCUGUCGCUCUGAGGUGAGAGUCUCUACGUACGGAGCUCGUGAUGAAAGCUCUCGGCGCGCGCUCCGCGUUCUACGUGGGCUUUGUGGUGGGCACGUGCACCCUGUACGUGCUCCUGCGUCAGGUUGGGUUCACGCGGAAUGUGGGGUCUGUUGAGUCCGAAGCCCAAGAGAAAAGCCUACUGGAGAUGAUUGAAGAGGAAAACAAGAACUGGAAGAAGGAGAGGUCGGCUCUCUUCAACCUCAAUCAUCCUCACCAUACAGGUGAGGAUGGCACUCUCGCUGACGCUCUCUAUAAGCGCGUACGCAUUCUGUGUUGGGUCAUGACCGGCCCCAAUAACCUCGAAAAGAAAGCUCGGCACGUGAAAGCUACAUGGAGUCGUCACUGCAACAUUGUGGUCUUCAUAAGCUCUGUGGACGACCCUGAUUUUCCUACGGUUGGCCUAAACACCAAGGAAGGUCGAGAUCAGCUGUACUGGAAAACCAUUCGUGCUUUUCACUACGUCAUGGAAAAGCACGGCGAUGAGGCAGACUGGUUCCUCAAAGCGGAUGACGACACUUACGUGGUCGUUGACAACCUGCGCUGGAUUCUUGCCAGCCACUCUCCAGAGGACCCGUUGUAUUUUGGCCGGAGGUUUAAGCCGUAUGUAAAACAGGGUUACAUGAGUGGCGGCGCUGGUUACGUGCUUAGCAAAGAGGCUCUGAGGAGGUUUGUGGAGGGCUUUCGCACCAAAGUGUGCACUCACACUAGCUCCGUGGAGGACCUAGCUCUGGGUCAGUGUAUGGAAAAGAUAGGCGUCGUGGCAGGAGACUCCAGAGACACUUUAGAAAGAGAGACAUUCCAUCCUUUUGUACCAGAGUCCCAUCUCACUGGCACAUUUCCUAAGACCUUCUGGUAUUGGAACUACUGUUAUUACCCCAUUGUGCAGGGCCCACAGUGUUGCUCAGACCUGGCUGUUUCUUUCCACUAUGUGGAUGCUUCACACAUGUACCUGCUGGAAUACUACACUUACCACUUGCGUGCCUUUGGCUACAAAUACCGCUAUCAGGCCCCUGAGCCCAGUGUCAUACAAGACUUAAAUGCUCCAGCCCCCAAAGUGGAAAUCGGAGACAUAGAGGAAAAUCUGGGGGCAAAAGUACAGGAAGCAGAAAAGAAUUCCCACAAACAUAAUGAAAAGUUAUAGCAGAUAUUUGCGUAGGAAUUUUUACAAGUAACGUUUAAAAUCUUCUUCCAAGUUUUUGGGAUGGCUUUGUUUUUUGGAUAAUGUCUUAAAAUAUCUGUCUGUAUUGUGCCACAGAAAUGUGUGCAUAACAUGUUUGCGUGAUUUAAUGAACUGGUACAUUUGGGCGUGUUCCUCAUAACAAUGCAAUUGUAUGUGAAUGUUUUAAUUGGACAGUGCAGAAUUGUAUGAAAUGAAGGUUUGGACUUGUAGAGCGAGUAUGUGGUUCUUCGGGGGUUGAGUGUGAGGAGCCUGCCUUAAUAGUAUAAUAAUAACAUUGGGUAAUAUUUUGGGGUGGGAAGCAAGGAUGCCUCUGCAUUCGUUAUACUUUGUGUUAAUUUAAAAAAAAAAAAAAGUUCUUUAUGUAAAAAUGGGUUUGCUCUGCAUUGUCGUGAUAAACACACCACCAUUUAUGAUUUAACGGCAAUGCCAUAAAAAAGGGGCCCUGUUUUUCCUCUUAUAUUCUCAUUCCUUUGAAUUAGUGCCUCUUCCCUGAUCCAGAAAAAUCAUGCAUUUCCAGCAAACUUUAAAGUGUUUUCUCUACACAGUGUACAAAAUCUUUGCCAAAGUUGAACAUGCACAAUUUACUUUGACUAAGAUUACUUCGAAAUAAAUAUUAACCAGGGCGUAGUCCUUUAGCUGACACCAAAACAGCAUAUUACGCUUCUCCGAAAGGGGUUAGUUCACCCAAAAAUAAAAGUUGUCAUCGUUUACUCUUCCCAAAGUUGCUUCAUAUAUAUUUUAUUAGAAGAUAUUACGCAGAAUGUUCAUUCUGGUAGCCAUUUACUUGUAUAGAAAAAGAAAAUGGAAAACAAAAUGGAGGUCAAUGAAUGACUACCAGCAAUUGUUUUGUUCUUCAAAAUAUCUUCCUUUGCGUUCAUUGAAACAGUUUUUGGGUGAACCACCUCAUUCGCAAGAAUACGGAUUAGUUCGAUCCUGUUGGCUGGCCCAAUAGUUCAUGAGUGCCUGGGAAAGAAGUAAAGGUAGCAAGGUAGAUAAGACGGUGUAAGUACACUGUUUUUUUUUUUCUCCAUGCUAAUGGGAAUUGAGGUCUUGUAGACGACUGGUGUAGUGUAACACGCUGUGAAGCAAUGCAGCUUGUGAGUUACUGAAACUGACCGCAUAAUGCUUUAUUUAAUUGUUUGUAGAGUGAAGGUUUUUGUUUAUCUGGGAUUGAAUGUCUAGGUUUUGCUUCAGUUCACAAUGCAACUCCUAUUGCGCGUGAGAUUAGGCAUGUUGAUUUUGAAGUUGAUAUAGCUGCUUGUCCAGGGUGGUGAAAUUGAUUCCGUUUCUCGUGGUGUGUGCUUUAUGUCUGAAUUACUCAAUUAUUUGUUUGUAUUUGCUGUAUUUAAAGGGAUAGUACGAUCAAAAAUGAAAGCUCUAUCAAUUACUCACCCUCAUGUCGUUCCAAACCUGACUAUAUUUUCAAGACAAAUAAAGAUAUGUAUUCUUUUUUGAUGA
This is a messenger RNA of Puntigrus tetrazona (Sumatra barb), 3138 nucleotides long. RefSeq names its product core 1 synthase, glycoprotein-N-acetylgalactosamine 3-beta-galactosyltransferase, 1b (gene c1galt1lb). Lineage: Eukaryota; Metazoa; Chordata; Actinopteri; Cypriniformes; Cyprinidae. Bases 502 to 1641 code for a protein of 379 amino acids. The record is from RefSeq and is a predicted model, not a curated record. Gene Ontology annotation, cellular component: membrane. The transcript is spliced from 4 exons. Gene Ontology annotation, molecular function: N-acetylgalactosaminide beta-1,3-galactosyltransferase activity.